Molecule: messenger RNA, 1136 nt
Organism: Oppiella nova
Lineage: Eukaryota; Metazoa; Arthropoda; Arachnida; Sarcoptiformes; Oppiidae
Source: the annotation of a GenBank genome assembly
UAGGGUCCACGAGACACGAAUGGGAGACAUAUUUCAGAGAUAACCCACUUAUGAAUGAAAUGAAGCCGGGGUUGAGGCCCGACACCAUUCACGUACAGUCAUUACCAGUGAAGUGGUUGGGAGGCGAGAGACCCAAACCCAACCUAUUGGUCAAACUCUUCGGAACCUUUGGCGAUAUCCGACGCUUUCAUAUCCCAUGUCUGGACACCAAAGAGGAAGAAGGCUUCAAACGAUUUACUUUUAACGAAAGUCUCAGUUUUGAGGCAUUCAUUCAAUACAGAGAUUACAUUGGAUUCGUCAAAGCGAUGGACGCCUUACGAGGAAUGAAAUUAGUGAAGAAGUUGUCGGAAAUUCAGAAUCAAAAGAACAAUCAUUUGGAAUAUGAUAUAAAAGUAGAUUUCGACAAAACAAGACAUUUAAGCGAUAAAGCGAUUAAAAGGAGACGAAUUCAACGUCAGUUUGCUUUCAGCUCUGAUCCGGCUGUUCAGGCGCUGGCAUUCAAGUCAAUGAUGGAACUGAAGAGGUUAAGGGCCGAGACUAAGAGACAACUCAAGAAACUGCAAGAAGAGGCCGACAAACAGGGCGAAGGUCUUCGAAACGGUGAUAAAACUCGUGAGAAGUCACCCGACAAUUGCAAACAAACUCAGACCACGCAGACAGAGAUAAGUCCUCCGAGGAGUCCGGUGUCUGGCGUCCAAUCGGAAGAGAAGCAUAAGAAAGAGUUGGAGAGCAGGAAGAGAGCCGAACAGAAGGUGAAGGAUAAGCUGCUGUUAGAAGAGGUAAAACUUCGGGAAAUACUUGUGAAGAAACGCGAGGAACGGGAAGUGAAACUCAGAGAAAUACUUAUAGAGAAACGAAGGGAACGGCUGCGAAGUGAAGCGAAAGGAAAGUUGAAAAGUCAUCCAAACAAUCACAACAAUAGGAAUAACAAUAAUUAUCUAAACUAUCGCCGGUCCCUAUUCCCACACCACCACCAAAAACCACAUUUCCAUCCGCCCCUACAUUACUAUACGACAGAAGAGCCUAUACUUCUGACACAACACCGCCAAAAGAAGCAUAGGAAGGGCUGUAAGCACUAUACGAACUCGAAGAAUACGGAACCAAUAGGAGAUAAUAGCGAUAGGAGUGACAAUUAA